Molecule: messenger RNA, 1443 nt
Organism: Apis florea (little honeybee)
Lineage: Eukaryota; Metazoa; Arthropoda; Insecta; Hymenoptera; Apidae
Product: IQ domain-containing protein K
Molecular function (GO): protein binding
Source: RefSeq, a predicted model, not a curated record
UGGUUCUUUUUUAAUUCUUCAACCUCAGGAGGAUAUUCUUUUAUAAUAUCUGGUUCUUUUUUGAUUUUAGGAAUCUCUAUUACAUCUUCUUUUUUGAUUUCAGGCUCUAAUUCAUAAAACUCUCGAAGCUCUGCUACUUUCUCUGGAUCAUAUUCAUAUUCAAUAACUCGUUCAAUAUCUGGUUUGAUAUCUGGCCUGAUAUCUGGUUUAAUAUCAGGUUUAAUAUCUGGUGGCUCAUAAAUUCUUUUAUCAAUAAUUGGUUUUUCACUUGGAGGAAGAUCUUUCUUUAAAAUCCAUGGUGCUUCAGUAGCUAGAAAUUGUGUUAAUUAUUUUGAAGAGCAAAAAUAAAUAAAAAUAUUUCAAAUAAAGAACGACGAACAUAAGCUAUACCUAUUUUUUUUAGUUGAUUCUUUACCAAAGGACACCAUGGUUUGCAUGCAGGCAUUUAGAUUAAUUUCAUAAAAAUCUUUAAAAUCGUUUUAAAGAUUUACAAUAAUUCUAUCAAACCUUCCAUAAUAAAAAUUUUGAUCGAAAAAUCGAUCUUGCUGGUUAUUUGACGGUUUGCUAUAUCAUUAAUGGUUGACAAAUGAUUUUCGUGUAUUCAAUUAUCCCAUUGCUCUCUCUCUCUGAAUACCAUACAAUACCAUACAAUAUUCGAAUAGAAAAAUAUUUUUGAUAUAAAUUGGUAUUUUAUACCAUCGAAAGAAAAUUGUGAAAUGAAUAUUUGUGAAAAAGAAUGUUUAAAUGAGAUAUCUGAGACAAGUUCGGUUACUGAUUCAAUAUUAAAUAAUUUUAAUAAUUGCGACUGUUCGAAAUAUUUUAAGAGAAAAAAGGAAAAGAAAAUCAUUAUCCAAGAAAAAAAUGAUCUGUUGCCUUCGAAUUAUCUCGAUCAAACAAUAUUUUGUUUGUUAAUACCUGCAUUGGAAGAAACACUUAUGGAGGCAUCUAAACAAAAUAUUCUUCGAGUACAAAAAUGUCGUUUUAAUGGUCUCGAUCAUAUCGCAGAGAUUCUAUGGAAUCGUAAUCCACGUCGUUCGAAAACAUUUUCACCUCCUCUAAAUGUAUUUCAAAUUCCCUCAUUUAAAAAUUAUUUGCGUCUUAAUCCUAGGCCAUAUUAUCCAAAAUCUUGGUUAUGGUCCGAGGAUAAAGCGGCAUUAUACAUACAAAGAUAUGUUCGUGGUUGGCUUGUAAGAAAACGCACGGAUAUUCAAGAAAUGAGACAAUUUUGGAAGGAUAUUGCGACGAAGAAUCUCUUUAAGAAAAAGGAAAAUGAUAUUUUGCAAUCUCAAAAAUUUUUAAGUACGUUUUAUUUGAAAUUUAUAUCAAUAAUCAUAUGAUUAUUAAUAUAAUAUUAAGAUUUUGUGUAUCUUUUGCAUCUUUACAGAUAUUUCACAAGAUGAACGCGAAGCUUUAAUUAAAUGUGAAAAAUAUCAAUCAAUAGCA